Molecule: messenger RNA, 2705 nt
Organism: Hydractinia symbiolongicarpus
Lineage: Eukaryota; Metazoa; Cnidaria; Hydrozoa; Anthoathecata; Hydractiniidae
Exons: 4
Coding region: 1114-1815 (233 amino acids)
Source: RefSeq, a predicted model, not a curated record
UUGCACAACCCGAGCGAUCUGCAUUUAAUAAAAACGCUUUGCUUCUACGUUAAAGAAACAAAUAUGUCCCAUCUCCUGUAUUGAUGCAAUUAUUCUGUUUAAAUUGAUCGUCAAAUGGCUUUUUCAUGCUAAGUAUGCAAGAAAUAGUGAUGGGAGGUCAUGUACGACGGAACGUGGAACGGAAAGUACUACGCACAGAACCAGUGAAUUUUUUUCACCAACUAGUGGCUAGUUUGUUAUAUUUGCGUUUACUUUGUUCGUCAUAUGGGCGAUUUCGAAAAUUAAAAAUUAUCUUUGGCCGAAAAAGCAAAGGUGAUGUGGUUUUAAUGAUCCUGGUGAAUUCUUUACGGACUAACGACUAGUCUAAAAUAUUAGCCGUAAACUAAGUCCAAAACAGUACAAGCUCACUAGUGAAUCCCAAUAUCAUAUUGACUUAGCGAACAUAAGGUCCCUUGAAUUGGAAUGUAAAAGCAAACGUAGUUGCAGCAUUUAAAUAUAGCGUCGUUUCAAGGCAUCAAAUUGACUUUUUCAUAAAGGAGGAAGGGGCCAUUUAAUAAAUUGCCAUUGUAUGGAGUGAGGGCAGACGCGCCAGCAAAAAAGUUGAGAAUUUAGCCUUGAAAGUUGGGUAACACUCGUCCUAUGUGCACAGAGGGCGCGUAGUUAGAUAGCUACGAGUUUUCCUCGGCCCCUCCGGGCUGCUAAAGGCUGCUUUCCCUAGGCUGCUUACCCUUUACAGGUUAAACAUCGGCGCUCAAUUUUCUAAAUAAUGCACACGAGGUUUGAAACCGUUCUGUUUCAAGUCUGUGACUAAAUGUUCAGACGUUGCUACAUAAGUCAAUGAAUUUUCUGCUAUACUUAAACAAUUAAUUAACGAAAAAAAAAAUACUCUUGACAUUUCGUUAAUUACAAAUAUGGACAGCGGAAAUUAAUGCUUUUUAGUGGCAUUAAACGAAUUAGUGUUUCUUAGUGGCAUUGAAAAAAAGAACAAUGGGAUUAGGCGUGCAAUAAAAGAAUACGAUAUUGCAGUGCUCGUUUAAUAUCGAGACUUUAUUUAUCAAGCUGUGUUUUAAUACUUUCCCUGUGAAUGGUAAAGGUCGUGGAGAAGGUGUAAAAAUGAGGAUGAAAAAUGGAAGAAAAGAAGAUACUAAAUAUUUUAUUGAAAAAAAGGAUGAUUCAAACGUUUUGGUACUUGUCAUUCUGCGAACAGUGACAGUCAUGUUGCUUCUAUUAUCCGCAAUCUUGAUCACUAUGAGCAUGCUCUAUCGACCAUGGAAACAAGAAACAUUGCCAGGAAAUAAAGGAUUUGCCUUAGAAUUUUCAGUUUUUCAUGUUUGCAGAAGUUCACAUUUAGGAACCAAGUGUUAUAAAGGAGCUUACGAUGAGGCGCCAGCUUGGUUCAGAGCAUUUCAGACGUUUUUGUUUAUGGCAACAAUUCAACAAUACCUCUCAACGUUUUAUAUCAUCAUCCAACUUGUGAGAACAAGAAAUGAUCAGGUGAAGAAAUUCUGGAUUCCAGCACUUGUUUCGUUAUUUUCAGCUGUAUUUACACUUACUGCUAUGUUGAUUUUGAUUGGAUAUUGGGACUUUGAAUUCAUGGAGGAUAUACGUCUAUAUAAGAUGGGAUGGAUUUUUGAUCAAGAUAUUGAUGAAUAUUCCGGCUAUCCUAGACAGAUGGCAUGGGGGUCCAUUGGUUUGAUGCUUUUGGUUACCAUACUAUGUAGUUUCACUCAAUAUUACGAAAAAAGGUAUGCCCAAAGAUACAAGAUGAAUGCGUUGCGCCACCAAGCGGAAACAACUGUGUACAGUGUACGGUGAAAUGAUGACGGUUGAGAAUGAAUAAAAGUGUUUUAAAGCAGGAAUAAAGUUGGUGUUGUUAGGAACGUAGCAAAUUCAAAAAGAAAAAGAAAUGCAAAGAAUGUGAAAGAUAACUUUUACGGAUAAAGCAAAGCUUUGUCCUUUGCGAUAGGCAAAGGACAAAGCUUUGCUUUAUUCGUAUCGUUAGCUUUUUUUCUUAAUUGUUUUGUUUUUGUUGGCAAAAAUGCUGUUUGUAUUUUUGUUGUUAUAACUUUGAUUGCAGUGUGUUUUGUUUUCUGAAAAAUUUAUAAAGAAAGUACAACCUUAUGGCGCUUAUGUGCGUCAUGAGGAAGAAACAUUGACCUGCAGUUUUAGUAAUAAAAAACUGCAACGAUCGGUUGUAUAAUAACACUUGUCUGCUUUUUUAAUAAAUCCAUCUUUUUAAAUAAAUUUCUUACGUAUUUGAGUUAGGAAAAUUCUUUUUAUUUAAAUUGUAUAUAUGUAAUAACACAAUAUACAACUUAUGUUCGCAUUUACCUCUUCACUUCUUUCUGGCAAACACAUUUACGUUUUUGCACAACAUUGGUAUCCAGCGUUGACUGAAAUAGACGUGACUAAUAUAAAGUACGAGUGAAAUUUACAACAAUGCAUCGGUGUUUGAUCAUUGCACAAAGAACGAUUACUACUAUUACUGAAGAUGCCUUCUAGUAAACAUUCUGUUGUCAUGAAAAAAUAUCUUUUUUGUCUUUAUGUAGCUAAAUUCAUGCUGUGUUAUUAUUUAUCUUAAAAGUUACUUUUGAAAGAUGUUUCAUGGUUUUAAAAUGAUUAGUUUAAUAUCUUUUGACAUUGUUAAGUACGUCUUCAUCUUUCAUUUUUGUGUUACAUUUAAUAAUCAUUAAUUAAGAGAAAGC